Messenger RNA from Miscanthus lutarioriparius, 981 nucleotides. The record is from the annotation of a GenBank genome assembly. Lineage: Eukaryota; Viridiplantae; Streptophyta; Magnoliopsida; Poales; Poaceae.
AUGGCUUCGUCAGUGGCCGCCGCGGCGAGCACAUUCCUGGGCACCCGCCUGGCGGACCCGGCGCCGCAGAACGGGCGCAUCGUGGCCCGGUUCGGGUUCGGAAAGGCGAAAAAGCCUGCUGCCCCGAAGAAGGUGUCGAAGACCUCCUCUGACCGGCCGCUGUGGUUCCCCGGCGCCGUGGCGCCCGACUACCUCGACGGCUCGCUGGUCGGCGACUACGGGUUCGACCCGUUCGGGCUCGGGAAGCCCGUGGAGUACCUGCAGUUCGAGCUAGACUCGCUGGACCAGAACCUGGCCAAGAAUGAGCCCGGCGCCGUCAUCGGCACCCGGUUCGAGUCCUCCGACGUCAAGUCCACCCCGUUGCAGCCCUACAGCGAGGUGUUCGGCCUCCAGCGGUUCCGCGAGUGCGAGCUCAUCCACGGCCGCUGGGCCAUGCUCGCCACCCUCGGCGCCCUCUCCGUCGAGUGGCUCACCGGCGUCACCUGGCAGGACGCCGGCAAGGUGGAGCUGGUGGACGGGUCCUCCUACCUGGGCCAGCCGCUGCCGUUCUCCAUCUCGACGCUCAUCUGGAUCGAGGUGCUCGUGAUCGGCUACAUCGAGUUCCAGCGCAACGCCGAGCUCGACCCGGAGAAGAGGCUGUACCCCGGCGGCUCUACUUUUCGACCCGCUCGGCCUGGCGGCCGACCCGGAGAAGAAGGAGCGGCUACAGCUGGCGGAGAUCAAGCACGCGCGCCUCGCCAUGGUCGCCUUCCUCGGCUUCGCCGUGCAGGCCGCCGCCACCGGCAAGGGGCCGCUCAACAACUGGGCCACCCACUUGAGCGACCCGCUCCACACCACCAUCUUCGACACGUUCGGAGCAUCCUCUUAAGCCCGCCAUUAAUUGCUCCGCCCUGUCCAUCGAUCGAGAAACGUGUUCUUGAAUUAACUAUGAUCUCUAUGAGCCUGGAGAUGGAUCCCGUCGUGCGUGGUUUCAUUUUGUGA